GUCAGACUGUCAAGUCAAUAUUUUCUAAACUUCGGCGAAAACACAAGUUCAAACACAAAGGUACAAAUGUUAUAGAAUGUAAAUAUUAGCGAAAUAAAUAUUUAUUACAAAAACAAAAAAAAAUCUACUGAAACCAGAUAAGACAUGGCAGCCAUACUCGGAGGUGGCCUAGGAGGUCUAUCAACAGGUUAUUAUUUGCUAAAAAAUAAUAUUUCAAACAACAACAACUUAAAACUCUUUCUUUUGGAAGCAACCAAUUACUGUGGGGGAUGGAUAAAGUCGAUCAAGACAAAAGAUUAUAUUUUUGAGCAAGGCCCAAGGACUAUUCGACCAAGAGGUGCGAUCGGUCUUAACACUCUAAAUAUGCUACAGGAUUUGGGCCUCAGUGAACACAUCGCUGCAAUAAAGCCAGAUCAUCCGGCCGCAAAAAACAGAAUGAUAUACGUUAACAACACUCUCUACUCCUUACCUUCUAGUUUAAAAGCUAUGUUUCAGACAAAUGAACCCUUUUCGAAGCCUCUUAUUUACGCCGCAUUUAACGAUCUAAAACAGCCCCAAAAAGAGUUGAAAGAUGAUUCCAUUUACAAUUUUGUUGAACGACGAUUUGGUAAAGAAAUAGCAGAUUAUGCAAUAUCACCUAUGAUAUGUGGAAUUUGUGCGGGUGAUGCAAAAGAAAUCUCAGUAAAAUUUCUCAUGAAAACAUUAUUUGAAUAUGAACAAAAUUACGGAGGAGUAAUAAAAGGGGUUUUUAAAUCUAUGUUAAAAGGAAAGAAUGACGAAAGUUUAGAGUUAAGUGAAUUAGCUAAAAGAGCUCAAGAAGAAAAAUGGAGUAUUUAUACAAUAAAAGGUGGUCUUGAGACAUUUCCUACAGCCAUGAAACAGUACCUAGUAGAUAAUAAUGUUGAUUUACAUUUAAAUACCAAAGUAAAAGAAAUUGAUUUUGUAGAUUCAAGUAUGGUGAGGCUUAAAAUAAAUAAUGGCGAAGCCUUGACCGCAACACAUGUGUAUUCAUCUGUGCCAUCACACAUUUUAUCUAAGUUAGUUAUAAAACAACACCCACAAUUGUCGGAACUAUUAAGCGAGAUACCUUUUGUAACUGUAGGUAUUGUUAAUUUAUAUUUUGCGAGUGAUAAACCUUUAAUUGAUCCCGCAUUUGGUUUCCUUGUUCCUCCAAUCGAGAAUUCUCCUAUCUUAGGUGUAGUUUUUGACUCCUGUUGCAUUCCUGACCAAAAAGGUACAGUUUUAACUGUCAUGUUAGGUGGUAGGUGGUUUAAUGAAAAGUUUGGAAUUGAUGUAACUAAAGAUAGGCUAUAUGAAAUAGCUAUGAAAGAAAUAAAAUCAAUUCUUAAAAUACAGGACAAAGUUGCGGCUUACAAUGUAGGUAUUUUAGAUAAAUGUAUUCCUCAGUAUGUGAUCGGACAUUAUGAUAGAGUGAACAGGAUUAGAGAGUACAUACAAAACAAAAAUUUGCCCAUAUCAUUAGUCGGUAGCAGUUAUGAUGGGGUCGGUAUUAAUGACGUUAUUUAUUCAGCAAAGACACAAGUUGAAAAAGAUGUUACCAAGUGAAAUUUUUGAUUAUUUUUAUUUUUAUGGGUUGAUGUUUAUUUAUAUUUUAGUGAGAUUUAGAAACUAAGUACGGGUUAUAUUCUCAAAUUUCAGUAUGCAUGUCUUCCAGAGAUAUUCUUUAUUAAAUAUAAUAUGUUGUGAUAAUUAUAGUACACUAUUUAUGUUGAAAUUGUAAAUAAAUUGGUUUUUUU
Molecule: messenger RNA, 1757 nt
Organism: Melitaea cinxia (Glanville fritillary)
Lineage: Eukaryota; Metazoa; Arthropoda; Insecta; Lepidoptera; Nymphalidae
Gene: Ppox
Product: protoporphyrinogen oxidase
Exons: 1
Coding region: 145-1566 (473 amino acids)
Biological process (GO): heme biosynthetic process
Cellular component (GO): mitochondrial inner membrane
Molecular function (GO): protoporphyrinogen oxidase activity, oxygen as acceptor
Source: RefSeq, a predicted model, not a curated record